UUGACGCCGACGCGUCUGGGACCCCUUGCACCACUACUAUAAAUGCCAGCGCGACUCGCGUCUGAGUCGAGUCACUCAACCUUUUGUCGUUCUUCGAGAACCAUCGGGAGUCAUUACGACGACACAGUCACUAUAAGUUCUUGAGGUACCACUAACACGCCUAUAACAACUCAGAUAUUUUCAGUAUAGCUAUCCAGAAGAUGGCUUACUGUUCUCGCUGUGACCGCUCUUUCAACUCCCGGCCUGCUUACCACCAGCAUCUCACAGACUCCCCCAAUCACUGGGAAUGCUUUCGUUGUCAACAGGACUUUGACUCUCGGCUAGGACUUAAAGAACAUUACGUUCAGAGCCGCCGCCAUCACUACUGCCAGUAUUGCAACAUCCAUUUCGACGACUCAUCGGAGCUACAGGACCAUUACGAAUAUGAGCACGCUUACUGUGGCUCUUGUGACAAAGUCUUCAAGAACGAAUUAGGCUUGCACGAGCAUAACCGGCAGAGUCACGCCAACGUGUAUUGUGUUCUGUGCAAAAGACUCUUCCAGACUCCAAGCAACCUUCACUCUCAUUUGAAUUCUAGUACACACCGCCCUAAAGACACUAUCUGCCCCUUCAACGGAUGUGGCUUGGGGUUCAUCAACAAGUCUGCACUCAUUCUCCAUCUUGAAUCCGGCUCAUGCCGAUCAGGCGUCAACCGACGCGUCGUUGACAACUGGGUCCGCGCCAAUGAUCGCUCGAACGUGAUUACCAACCCAGCGCGACUCAUCACUGCUGGCGAACGUGCCAACAUUAAGCUUAUCGCUACAGAGCAGUCGUGGAACGGGCAGGCCUAUGAAUGUGUUCUUUGUCACACGCAGUACCGGGCGUUGAUGGACUUGAACCGUCACUUGGAUAGCCCUCGCCACCAGGAGAAGGUCUAUCGGUGCCCUCUCGAUACCUGCCGGAAGCAUUUCGUCUCCCUUAGUGGAUUGUGCCAGCACAUUGAGAGUGAGCGUUGCGGUGUGAUGAAGUUCAGGGCAGUCCGAGACGUCAUGGAUAAUCUCCUCAACGGCGUUGCCCGCAUGACAUUGUAACAUGGUAAGUUCUACAUGACCAUUGAAGGUCUACAGGCUAUAACCGGAUACUUCGUAUCUAGCCCUCGUGUUGUCUGCGUUCCUUCACAUGCCAUAUCCACAUGGUUUCGUCACAGAUAAUCACUUUCUACUCUUCUACUAUACUUUUUUUUUUCAUUUUCAACCGGCAUUACCGCCUCACCUAUUGCAAAUCACUAUCUGCGUACCUUAACAUCCUUUUUGAUAAACCAAUUAUGAUAGUUUUGCCUGGUCUGGCCAAAGCAGGUUUCUUGGUCUCCCUCAGUCGUACAUGGUAGUCAUAUCUUACAUACGUCUUUACUUUCCGCGUUUCAAUUGCGCCGUACUGUGAAUCAAAUCGAAGUUGAUAAGUGGUCUCGUAAUCCCGUCUCUG
This is a messenger RNA of Suillus fuscotomentosus, 1461 nucleotides long. RefSeq lists its product as uncharacterized. Lineage: Eukaryota; Fungi; Basidiomycota; Agaricomycetes; Boletales; Suillaceae. Gene Ontology annotation, biological process: regulation of transcription by RNA polymerase II. Bases 201 to 1070 code for a protein of 289 amino acids. Gene Ontology annotation, cellular component: nucleus. The transcript is spliced from 2 exons. The record is from RefSeq and is a predicted model, not a curated record. Gene Ontology annotation, molecular function: DNA-binding transcription factor activity, RNA polymerase II-specific; RNA polymerase II transcription regulatory region sequence-specific DNA binding.